Tachysurus vachellii is the source of this 3007-nucleotide messenger RNA. RefSeq names its product protein asteroid homolog 1-like. The coding region runs from base 158 to 2221 and encodes 687 amino acids. NCBI's taxonomy places the organism in Eukaryota, Metazoa, Chordata, Actinopteri, Siluriformes, Bagridae. The transcript is spliced from 5 exons. The record is from RefSeq and is a predicted model, not a curated record.
GGCCGCUUCCCAAAUCACAACGCUCCAGAGGAUCCAGAGGAUCAGACACCGAGACGCAGAACCAAAGAAGAACUACAGCAGAUCUACAAUCUACAACUUUCUCUUCGGUUAUUUACUGGGGGCAUUAAAGGGAAUUAAGGACUGAACAUUUCUCACUAUGGGAGUUAAGAGACUUCACAGCUACAUCGAGAGCAACAGUGAUUUCCUGAAGCCACGCUGCUUUAGAGAAAGCAGACUCAUCAUCGAUGGAUCCAAUUUGUACUACAAUCUGUACUUCAGGUCACACGUGGACCAAGCACACGGUGGAGAUUACGAUGACUUUGAGAAAAUCGUUACGCUGUUUUUCAGAAAUCUCAGAAUGUGUGAUAUUGAGCCCUACGUGGUGCUCGAUGGAGGGGCCGAUGUCAGUGGCAAAAAAUUUGAAACCCUGAAGACAAGAUGCUGCGAAAGGAUCAUAAGAGCCAAUGCCUUGUCCAGGGGCCGCUCAGGAGAAAUACUACCCAUUCUGACCAAACAUGUCUUCAAGCAGAUCCUCGGAAAACUAGGAAUUCCCUUCAUUCAGUGUCUGGCAGAGGCGGAUUGGGAAGCAGCUGCGUUGGCCAGCGAGUGGAACUGUCCUGUUCUGUCCAACGACAGCGAUUUCUACAUCUUCAACAUCAAGAGUGGAGUUUUGCCCAUUGAUCAUUUCCAGUGGUGGAAAGUGAGCAAGCUAAGACACAAUAGUAAAAAUUUCAUCCCUACCAAGUCGUACCGUGAUCUAAAUCUCUGUGCUGCUUUUAACCGCAUGAAUAAAUAUAAUCUUUCACUUUUUGCCGUCAUUCUGGGAAACGACUACACCAAACUGGACAAUAGUGCUUUUCCAAACUUCUCAAAGUUCUCAACUAGACCUGGAGCAACAGCCCAGGUCGAUGGCGUACUCGUGUGGUUGUCAAAGUUCCCCGGGCCGAAAGAAGCCAUCGCUGCUCUCCUCAGCCCCCUGGGGAAGAACAAGAAAUCAGACAGCUUACGAAAAGAAAUAAAUCAGGGGAUGGCAGAGUACAGACUCCGCCCCAGCUCCAUUGGUCAGUUCUUCAUGAGCGGAGAACCUCAGAGCGUUCCUCCAGGCCCUUUACAGAAUCUUCCAGCCUGGACUCUAAAACCUCUGGCAGAAGGUAAGCUGGCUUCCACCAUCAUUGAAGUUGUGACACUGCAGAGGGUCAUGCUGAACCCCCAGGUGGAGGACUUUGAGCUGAGCAGCAGCAGCGAGACGUCUCGUCUGAUACGACAGGUGAUGUACGGCAUACUGCUGUGUACCAGGUGGCAGAAGGUGAAGAAAGGCAGCAGGUCUUCUGGAGACGAACAGCAGACCGAUGUGGAGGAAUACAGCAGGCAGAAGAUGACGCUGACCAGCUCCAUGGUUCCAGCUGUUCUACCCAGAGGUGUAGUGACACACCUGGACUCACUGUGGGAGGAACCAGAGCAUUUAAGGCUGCAGAUCCUGUUGGAUGCUCUCUGUGUGUCUCCAUUGUUGAAUUCGCUCCUCAUCCCCUCCAGUCUUCAGCUUGCCAUCUAUGCCACAGGUUAUUGGCUAAAUCACGCGCAGCCCGAGCCGAAGGCUGAAAUGUUCUGGGCUUUACUCAUCGGAUUGGUGUACGGUCACCUGUGCAGAAAUCAUCAGACCACUAUAGAGGCCAGAACAGUGGUUUCCAGACUUAAAAACUUGCAGGAGCGUAAAGGUCAGAAGCUGCUGGAUCUGGGGUUUGCUCACGCUUUGUGUCAGUGGCAGUCCUGUCUAAAGGACAGCUUCAAUCUGAACCAGCUGCUGAAUCAUCCAGUGCCGGAGCCGGAGUUAGCGAGCCUGUACAGCGGUUCUCUAGUCCACGCCGUCGCUCAGGAGCUGAUGAGGGGCGUCGAACCCGAAACCCUUCUCGCCGGAGCCUCGUUUGCCGUGGAGCUUUACCGGAAUCUACAGGCCAUGCUGGAGCGCGAGCUGGACGACCAGUUCAUUAUAAGAAUAAGGACGAGGGCAGGGCCGAGAGGGCAGAGAGCGCGGUGCGAUCCAGCCAAUGAUCUCAGCAAAAUGUUCCAACAUUUGACGACUGAUGAAGAGAAAGAUGAAGAGAAAGAUGACGGGUGUGACGUGUUUUACGAGGAAACCUGCAGCGCUCGCACCAGACACAUAAGCAGAGCUCACACGGUCGACCCGAGGGCCAAGAAGUACGAACGUGUGAAGUGGCGUUAGACACGACCGAGUCCGACAGAACUGAUCAGACACUGCGAUUGGAGUCACUUUAAUCUAAUUUAAUUAAUUCAUGAUAAAGGAAAUUAUUUGUCUGAAUUAUUCUGAUUUUAAUAGACGAAACUAGUCUGAUUCUACACUCAGAAGGAUCAGAAGUCAUUUUCUCUCAUGUUUUUAUCAUCUACAGAGUUUCUGCUCAUAUUUCUACUCCACUGUAACACUAACCAGCCUCCUUUCUUCAGUCUUACACUUCUGUUAGAUGCAGAAGGAUCAGAUCUCUCACCAAGACCUUCAUUAUUUAUAAUUAUUUAUAAAUUUAUAAAUAAUUAAGAAAACAUCCCCUCAGAUCUGGGAUGUUUUCUUAAUUAUUUAUAAAGUGUUCAAACAAACAGAAAAUGAAUAACCACCCAGACAGGUAUUAUUAUUAUUGUUAUUAUUAUUAUUAUUAUUGUUAUUAUUAUUAUUAUUAUUAUCAGUAGCGGUAGUUUGACUGUUGAAUGGUCUAACAGGGAUGGAUCAUUAAUCCCUGUGUUUAUUUUGGAUUACUCAGAUUAUUAAAGUAAGGAUCAGUUGACGUGAUUAGUUGUUGUGUUAAUAUUAAUGAUGAUGUAAUGAAGCUAAAGGAACGUUAAGGUUCAGCAGUAUUCUGAUCCUGUUCUGGGUGUAAUGUAGAGGUUCAUCACCUUCUGCUGUUUCAGUGUCUUCUCUACAAACAGAAAACAGAAUAAUGAAGUGAAUUUUUACUUUCUUUAAUGAAAAUAACCUUCAUGAAUAAAUUGUUGAAUCAUU